UGAAGAUCUUCGGGCUACCGCGUUCAUCUUGUACCGCGAACGCAGUGUGGGAACGAUGGAGCUCACCAGGAAAUGGUGGAAGAGCCGUUGUCUCAGCCGUGGUGGCAGAGACGACGAGGAUAGGUUCUUUCUUCCCACGAUUGACGACUUCCAACCUUUGGACAGCCAAGAGCAGGAAGAGAUGGUUAGAUCUUUCGAGAGAGCGCACGAACAGGAUAACCAUCUAUGGAGGGGCGUGUUUGCUGUUUUCCUUCUUGGAUAUGUGGUGUUCUUGAUAUAUUCGAUCUUCCAACAAGCUUGGAAUCCAUGGGAACUUCGUUAUCAUGCAUACUUUAUGGAGGAUGUUCCUAGCUGGAUGCUCAUUUCUGCAGAUUUGGUUGCUAUCCUAGCUUGCUUAUUGGCAGUGAAAGGAAUGCUCGAUGGUUCAAUAUUUCAUCAGAGGUUGAUAUGGCAUUCAUUUUAUGUAGGGCUGGUGCUUGCUGUAUUUUGGUCUUAUUACAUGCUUAGAUUGCCGAGGUUCCGCUGGGAUGUACUUUGGCUUCCCUUUGGACCUUUAAGUGCGGCUACUAUAUGCCUCUAUGUUGACAACAUACUGAGGUCUUCCAGGGAAGAGAUAAGAACUCUUCAAGACUAUAUGUACGAGUAUAAAAGAAGGUGAACAUACUUUCAAAUAGCAUCAGCUGUAAUGCCAUGUCCUCUAAACUUAUAUUUGUGACUUUUAAAGACUCUCAAUGCAUAAAUGUUUCAUAUAUUUUUUUUAAUUAUCCGUUGACAGCCCAUGAAAUGUGAGCUUGGGACAUAAAAGCGUAUAUUUGAUUCAUCUUAUAAGCAAGUUCUGUUAAUGAA
This is a messenger RNA of Dendrobium catenatum, 846 nucleotides long. RefSeq lists its product as uncharacterized. Lineage: Eukaryota; Viridiplantae; Streptophyta; Magnoliopsida; Asparagales; Orchidaceae. Bases 56 to 658 code for a protein of 200 amino acids. The record is from RefSeq and is a predicted model, not a curated record. The transcript has 7 exons.